Messenger RNA from Betta splendens (Siamese fighting fish), 4159 nucleotides. RefSeq names its product STIL centriolar assembly protein (gene stil). Gene Ontology annotation, biological process: mitotic spindle organization; protein localization to centrosome; smoothened signaling pathway. The coding region runs from base 286 to 3510 and encodes 1074 amino acids. The record is from RefSeq and is a predicted model, not a curated record. Gene Ontology annotation, cellular component: centriole; centrosome. The transcript has 16 exons. NCBI's taxonomy places the organism in Eukaryota, Metazoa, Chordata, Actinopteri, Anabantiformes, Osphronemidae.
CGGUGUUUCCUAUUGGCUGAUUGACUCGCCGCGCCAGUUGAGCCUGGAAAUUGCGCCAUAGUUAAAUUGCGAAAAACUUUGUUUUUUUUUUGCAGAGUUUGUGGUGAAUGUUGACGAACGGUGGCGAGUUCGCGUCAAAUACUAAAUAUUUAAGUAACUUUAGUUGAUGUCGGAUAGAGCAGGUUAUGAUCUUUUCGUGAAAGUAAAGUGGAAGCUAACGUAGCUAGCUAGAGCGUUUUCCGUUAACGGCACCGGGUUCGCGUUGCUCAAUCGGUCACAGCUGCCAUGAGCCUUCCGGUGAAUCUGCAGGCUUUGCCGAGCCGUGUUCUCCACGAGGUUUUUAGUCCGGAGACUGUAAGAGGAAGAUCCUAUCCCACUUCACUGAGCUUUCCCAAAUCCAGAUCAGCUCUGUGGGACAGCAGCCCUGCAGGAGACAGGCUGUGCCUGCACCUCUGCUCUAACAGGAAACCUCGGUUGUUGCUGCUAGAGAAGGCCCUGCGUCUGGCCCAGCGUCACCUUCGUCACAACCACAAACCUCAGCUUUACGGUUUUUUCCUGGGAUCAGUGUCUGUCGACUCAGAUGAGGAGGGGAUCACUGUAAAUCUGGACCGAUUUGAUCCAGGUCGUAAGCAGACCUCUGGGACGGUUCCCUCUGCUAUGCUUCCUGGAGAUAUCCUAGUUCCUUGUCUAUUCACCACUCAGACUCAGGGGAUGUAUGAUUCUGUCAUCCAAUCAGAUGCCGAGCUCCAUCACUGCUUCAAGGCAUUACAGCAGUUUUUGAGUGGCAGACAGCCACUGGAUCUCUCCCAGCUGUUAAGGUUCAAAGGUCGAGUUGUCUGCUCUCAGCUGUCUGAUGGUGCAGCAUUCUGCCUCAGCUGGUCAGCUGUCUGUCCCUCUGUCAGCUUGGAUGUUCAGCCGGUCCGAGCCAUUCCCAUCAUUCCCACAGCUCUGCUUAGGAGUCUGAUGAACAUCGACCGGCCACUGCGGCUGACAUUCAGUCAGCAGAGAGGGUUUCUGACCAUGGACCAGACCAGAAAGCUGUUCCUUUUGCUGGAGUCUGACCCCAAAGCUUCUACUCUGCCGCUGGUCGGACUCUGGCUAAGCGGAGUCACGCACAUCUACAACCCUCAGGUGUGGGCCUGGUGCCUGAGGUUCUUGUACAGCUUUUCCCUUCAGGAAAGAGUGCUUUCUGAGAGCAACUGCUUCCUCCUCGUUGUGUUCGAGUCGACCCACAGAACUCCCCAGUUCUUUCAGUGUCGAGUACCCCAAGUUGGACCAGUGCCACAGCUGGGCUACCAGCUGCUCACUGCGUUUCAGUCUGUCACACUCUAUCAGGUGUCCUCAGUGGACAAUCUGCUGCAGUGUGAACUGGGUUCAGAUGGUCACAGCAGACAGAUGGAGGUGUUUACUGCUGCUCUUUGCUCCUUCAACAGCCCCCCACCAGCUGCUGGCCUGUCUGUUAGUGAUCAGGACUCUGGAGUCGAGGAUGAGGACCUUUCUCCACGACCUUCCCCGAGACCACAUGUCGCCGCUCAGCAGACUCUUCAGCCAUCUGUGCCGGAACUCUCUCUGCUCGUCGACAGCAGCUUCACCUCCAAACAUCUCACCAACUCCCACAUACCUCCUCCUCCUGCUGACAGGAAGCUCGCUACUGCAACUAGAAACACCUUCACCACCACAACAACUUUCUCAGCUCUGUCACAUGCUUCUCCUCAUCAUCUCCACAGUACCCCUAAUUCUAACCUGCAACAGCCCUGCACCAGCUGCUCCACCCAGGCCUAUGACUGCAGCCCCAUAUUCCCCUCUCCAGGGUUCCAUCUUGCUGAUGCUCCACCUUCCAGUUUCCAAUCUGUCCAUGCUACACCUUCAGGCCUCAACCUGAGGGCUGCUCCUCCAUUGCAUCACCAAACACCACUUAUUUUUUCACAAAGCCAUCUAACUUCCUCUGAUCAAGCUCUUUCCACUCAGGGUAUUUCUACGUUCUCCCAGAUCUCUGCUGAUCCUCUAUCCACUUGCCAACUUACUCCUUCAUCUUUCAAGCACUUUACUCCCUCACUUGCCCAUAAGCCUUCUGCUGCGUUCUCCACCUGCCAUAGCAUUCCUCCUGCAUCCACACUCCUCCCACCUCCUGUUGUGGAGGGUAGUGACCCCCCCCCUCUUCAGUCUUUCAGUCCAGGAGACUCUCUGUCUCCCCUCUGUCUCCAACACCCCCCCUGUGGGAAUCAGUGCUGUCAUCAGGCAGGGGGAGAUGCACAGCCUGACACUUACCAGCUCCUCCUCCACCAGGAUCAACAGCUGCGACUCUUGCAAUCUCAGGUUCAGAUGCUGCUGGAGGCUCAGAGAAAACUUCAGUCCUCCAGUCAGCAAGACACUCAGGCACCCAGGAGCAUGGCCAGCAUUGCUGUGGGCACAGGUGCCAGCUUGUUCUGGGCACAUUCAGACCAGGCUCUCCCUCAUGAAGUACAGACUCCUUGUCCCUCCUCAACCCCACCUCCCCCAUCUUCCUCCUCCACACAUGAGCUAUCCGUUAGCAAUCCUGUUGCUGAAGCUGAGGAUGAUAUCAUAGGACCAGUGGAUCCUUGUUCCGUCUCCAGGAUGCACAGCAUCAGCAGUCUGCAGAGUCCUGUCCUGGGAGAAAGUGUGAGCAUGUACAGACCUGUAGAUGAGCAGCAGAGCUUUUACCACAACCUCAUGACUCAGCUGACCAGUCGUCUCCAGGAGGAAAUGGAGGACAAUAAGUCAGACAGGACGAGUCUGACUGUAAUUUCUGACCCGUCCCAGGCCUGUCAGAUGCCCUCUGCAUCCAGGAGGAAGGAAUGGAGUUCUGUAGAGGACCCAGUGGUUAUUGCCACCAUGAGGCAGCUGCAGCAGCUCGGAGUCGAUGUGGAGGAAGAAGCUUUGACAGAGUCUAACAGAAACAGGGUUCGAACUGUACAGAGCAGCAGCACCCUGGCGUGCGUCAACCCAGCGGCUGUUGUUUCCAGACUGAGUAUUUCAGACAUGAUGGUCAGUUCUCGCCUACCUGGAGAAAGCGUGGAUCUGAGCCUGGAGGCUAAUGCCAUUGCCUUGCGUUACCUGAGUGACUCUCAGCUCAGCAGAUUGUCCCUGGGAUGCCCCAACACCCGACCGGCCCUCUCCUUCUCAAGCGACUCCUUGCUGUCACCUUGCAAUAUGUCUCUGGCCACCAGGAAGUAUUUGAGGAAGUAUGGCCUAAUUGAGGAGGAGAAUGAAAAUGAGCAGGAGAUGGCCAAAGUUCAGGAGGCUUCUGGUCGUCAGCCACUCACUGAAACUCUAAAUGUGAAGUUUCUUCCACAGAGUCAUCUGAUCAGAGACCUGCAGCCGAAGCUGCAGCUGUUAGUUGAAGAUGCAAAAAUGAACUGUGGCAAAGAUAAAGAGAACAAUUCCAGCAGACAGACAUCUUUAGUGAAGGCGAGCAGCCGCCAGACGGAGGGAUCCGUCGGUAACCUCCUCGACCUGAGCCGCCUCAGGCAGCUGCCCAAACUUUUCUGACUCUGCUUCUUGGCUGUUCCUGGGUCAGUCUUGUUCCCGAUGGACAGGCUCGGGUUCUGCUUUUAAUGUCUUUUUCUUUUCUUCUUUUUUCAACGCUUGGACCAACGCUUGGACCCCAUCCUGAGUGGAUGUCACACUCCAAACAGCUGUGACUUCAUGAUGCCCCACAGCACAAUCUGUCACUCUUUCACCUCUAAUACUACUUGACUACUUUGUGUGUAGUUUUGCAUUAUGUGAAUUGUUUUUUCAUGUGUUUUAGCUAAAAUCUAUUUUGCACAGAUUAUUUAUGAUUCCACAAAUAAAACCCUUAAUAGAAUAACUUGAGUGUUUGAGAAUAUCUUCUGAAAUGUCAGCUGUUUGGAUGAAAGUGUUUCAUAAAAUUUUAUUUUUACCUUUUUAUACAAAAUAUUGGAUAAUGGCAAUAUUCUUUUUGUUAAGAAGUUUAAUAAGGUGUAAUCCUUCUGGAGCAAGAAGAACUCUGUCUGGAGUCGAAAUGAAACACAAAAACAUCCUACAAAAAGGAAAGAUUUGAUUCCACAGUUUAGGGGAUCCGUGUUGUAGCAGAUUCAAAUUAAUACUGUAGUUCGAUAUUAAUGCAGAAACAUUAUUAUUCCUUGAAAUUGGGGCACCAGGUAUGUUUUAAAGCUGA